This is a messenger RNA of Cydia splendana, 892 nucleotides long. RefSeq names its product very long chain fatty acid elongase AAEL008004-like. Gene Ontology annotation, biological process: fatty acid elongation, polyunsaturated fatty acid; fatty acid elongation, monounsaturated fatty acid; sphingolipid biosynthetic process. Gene Ontology annotation, cellular component: endoplasmic reticulum membrane. The record is from RefSeq and is a predicted model, not a curated record. The transcript is spliced from 6 exons. Gene Ontology annotation, molecular function: fatty acid elongase activity. NCBI's taxonomy places the organism in Eukaryota, Metazoa, Arthropoda, Insecta, Lepidoptera, Tortricidae. The coding region runs from base 14 to 892 and encodes 292 amino acids.
GAGCAAAAGAAACAUGCUGCGCAUACGAACCAGUUCUAUUAUUCAUUACUACAAAUAUGUAUUUGGAGAACUAGCGGAUCCACGCACCAACGACUGGUUCCUCAUCUCCAGCCCCAUCCCAGGGCUGAUCAUCAUCUUCCUGUACCUACAGUUCGUGAACAAAUGGGGCCCACGCUAUAUGGCCAACAAGCCGCCCUUCCAACUUCAGAGGACCCUGGUGGUGUACAACUUUCUGCAAGUUUGCGUCAGCUGCUGGAUAGUAUAUGAGGGUCUGGAUGCGGCUUGGCUUCGGCACUAUAGUUUGAGGUGCCAACCAGUGGACUACUCUAACAGCCCCGAGGGGAUGAGAGCUACCCGAUGCGUAUACAUAUACUUCCUGGCGAAGAUGACAGAGCUCCUGGACACGGUGUUCUUCGUGCUCCGCAAGAAGGACCGCCAGAUCACAUUCCUCCAUUUGUACCAUCACGCUGCCAUGCCUAUGAUAUCCUGGGGAGCGACUAAAUACUUUCCCGGCGGGCAUGGCACGUUCAUCGGCCUCGUGAACUCCUUCGUUCACAUCUUCAUGUAUGCGUAUUACAUGCUAGCUGCCCUAGGUCCUGAGUACCAGAGGAAACUGACCUGGUGGAAGCGGCAGAUUACUACACUUCAAAUGGUCCAGUUCUGCUUAACGUUCCUCCACUCCUCGCAACUGCUCUUCUACGACUGCGGCUACCCUCGCUGGACGGUCGUCUUCACUCUUCCUAAUUCCAUCUUCUUCUACUAUCUCUUCUACGACUUCUAUCAUAAAGCCUACAAGAAGCCUAAAGUUGACGCUGUGAAAAAUGUUAAAGAAAAUGGCGUCAAAUUACAAAGAAUAAGAGAAGAAUAUGAGGAAAGUAGGAAAUGUUGCUAA